Messenger RNA from Ruditapes philippinarum (Manila clam), 856 nucleotides. RefSeq lists its product as uncharacterized. The transcript is spliced from 4 exons. The coding region runs from base 26 to 361 and encodes 111 amino acids. The record is from RefSeq and is a predicted model, not a curated record. NCBI's taxonomy places the organism in Eukaryota, Metazoa, Mollusca, Bivalvia, Venerida, Veneridae.
AUUUAACUUCACAGAGUAAGAAGUAAUGGCCUGCAAGGGAAGACAAAUGAGGAGCUAUAAAUUCAAUGACUUUUGGGACACCUUGGUGAAGGACAUUGAACAUAUUGAGCAGAAAGUUAAAGAAGAGGAAGAAGAAAAGAAAUCGAAACGAAAAGGAAGUGACAGGCAACGCUGGACAGAGGAGAUGGAGAUAGCGUGUCACAGAAGACGAAUUAAACGAGAACGAAUUAAAGCAGGAGCUGACGUAAAAUUAGCGGCAAAAGCUUUUCUUAUAAUCAGACGAGAAGCUCUCAGGCAGUUAUUAGAAGAAGAAGAAAAGAUGUAUAAAGAUGAACUGAGUCAAUCAAACAUUGAGGCAUAAUGCGACAAUUUCUGUUAAUGAUAGACUUAAGUUAUAUGUUAUAAUGUUCUUUCGGCUUUUAAAGUUUUAUUCGACAUGGUUUCUGUCAUAAUAUGUUUUAUACAAUAUUUUACAACGGACACUCGUCUGCUGAUUUUUACAGUUCAUUUUCAUCUCAGAGUUAUCUGUGCUGCUUGGUCUCAUACGAAUUUUUGUUAUUUCACUGUCAUCUCGUUAGCCGAGGCCUACUAAAAAUUUCAUCAAUCUCCAGUAAAAUAUACUUAGUUAUUGUUCCAUUACUGUAUUAUUUUCAAUGCACUAAAACGUCUUAAAACAUAUGAUUGAACUGUUUUGUUUUGCCCAUGCUUUAUAUAUUUUUUACCAAUUCCAGAUUCAAUAUACAUAUAUACCCAUCUAUGUGUUUUGAUAUUUAGGAUACUUGAUAGAUAGAAUGACAAUGUGAUAAAUUUGAAUGACUAAUGUUAACUUUCCAUCUGCUGGUCAUAAAUCAUAGAU